This is a messenger RNA of Misgurnus anguillicaudatus (oriental weatherfish), 5388 nucleotides long. RefSeq names its product protein tyrosine phosphatase non-receptor type 4a (gene ptpn4a). Lineage: Eukaryota; Metazoa; Chordata; Actinopteri; Cypriniformes; Cobitidae. Gene Ontology annotation, cellular component: cytoplasmic side of plasma membrane; cytoplasm; cytoskeleton. The record is from RefSeq and is a predicted model, not a curated record. Gene Ontology annotation, biological process: protein dephosphorylation. Gene Ontology annotation, molecular function: protein tyrosine phosphatase activity; cytoskeletal protein binding.
UGUUACAAUGUAACACUCAGCACUGCUGUUGCUUCUGCUGCUGGUACAAUGUAAAAGAUCCGUGAACGAGACACAGCUGAGAAAGUGUCCGAUUCCGAUGAGUCGACUUACGCAGUGGGAAAUGCGUUAUUAUUGUCCUGCGAUAUCUCUUCCGUCGCCCUAGCGGUCCAUUCACUGGAUUGUAACGCGUCGUUGGGUUUACAGAACUGAGUUUAUGUGUGGAUUAUUUGAGGCCCCGUUGAAUGCGAGUGCCGCUGGGUUGGAGUGGGUCGGUAUGAGGCUUCUGCUGGUCUGAGCGGGGGUCUCCGCUCCUCUGCCGUGGGUCUCUUACGAAAUAAUAUUUACUUAAAAAAACUGGACACCUCUGGAGCAGUUUAUGACGACUCUGGUUGGAGCGUAAUGACCGCACGCUUCCGGUUGCCCCCAGGCAGAUCCUACAAUGUCCGGGCGACGGAGCUGGCACGUGACAGGCAGCGCACCGAAGUGGUCUGCAACGUUCUUCUUUUGGACAACACUGUCCAGCCUUUUAAAGUCAAUAAGCACGAUCAAGGACAGAUCCUGCUCGACGCUGUCUUCAAGCACCUGGAACUGACCGAGAGAGAUUAUUUUGGGUUACUCCAGGCCGACGAUUCCUCUGACAGCCCGAGGUGGCUGGAUCCAAAUAAACCCAUAAGGAAGCAAUUAAAAAGGGGCUCCCCACAUCAUCUGAAAUUCCGGGUGAAAUUUUUCGUGAGUGACCCCAACAAACUUCAGGAAGAAUAUACACGGUACCAGUAUUUUCUGCAGAUUAAGCAGGACAUACUCAGUGGAAGACUGCCCUGUCCGCACAAUACUGCCGCGCUUCUGGCAUCGUACGCCGUUCAGUCUGAGCUGGGCGAUUACAAUGAAGCUGAAAAUUCGCUGGGAUACCUGUCUGAAUUCUGCUUCAUCCCCAACCAGCCCCAGGGUUUCGAAAAAGAAGUCGCCAAACAUCACCAGCAACACAGUGGUCUUACACCAGCACAGUCUGAAUUCAACUACCUGAACAGUGCACGGAUGCUGGAGCUCUAUGGGGUGGAACUGCACUAUGCAAGGGAUCAAAGCAACACAGAGAUUUUUAUCGGGGUGAACUCAGCUGGCAUAGCCAUCUUGAAGAACAGGGUACGAAUCAACAACUUUCCAUGGUUGAAGAUUGUGAAAAUAUCUUUUAAAUGCAAGCAGUUUUUCAUCCAGCUGAGAAAAGAGGGGAAUGAGGUGAGAGAUACAAUGCUAGGUUUCAACAUGGUAAACUACAGGGCCUGUAAAAACCUCUGGAAGGCCUGUGUAGAACAUCACACCUUCUUUCGGCUCGACCGUCCUGUUCCCCCGGAGAAAAACUUCUUUGUGCACUACUUCAGUUUAGGCUCAAGGUUUCGUUACUGCGGGAGGACGGAAGCACAGUCUGUUCAGUACGGGAAGGAAAAGGGAGUCAAGGACAGAGUUUUUGCAAGAUCUCCAAGCAAGCCUCUGGGCAGGAAGUUGAUGGGUGUGCCAGGUUGGGAAACAGUGAGCAGGACCUCGCUGUCUGAGGAGAGGCUGGAGACUCGCAGCCUGCCCACCCGCUCACCUCCUGGGACGCCCAACCAUAGGAACUGCUUGUAUGUGCAAGAGGGUCCCCGGUUACGGCCCUCCUCCAUGGGUCACCUGGUGGACCACAUUAUCCAUACCUCACCCAGCCUUCCUGUGUUCUCCAAUCACAAAUCAGCCUUGUCUACGCAAGCCAAUAGCAUCAGUCUGGAGUCUACGCCGUCUCCGGAAGGUGUUGAAGGUCUGCCCCCCGCCCUCCCUCCAAAACAGUCUCGGAAGAACCUGAGCCAACAUAUACUGUCCCACUCACAACAGGACUUGGAUAACCACAUCAACGAAAUGUAUGAUGUCCCCACAGCGACAGAAAAGACUACGCCCAAUGGAGUCAUUCCACAUGACAAUCUUGUCCUGAUCAAGAUGAAACCAGAUGAGAAUGGAAGAUUUGGGUUUAAUGUGAAGGGUGGCUUUGAUCAAAAGAUGCCUAUUAUUGUGUCUCGGGUAGCACCUGGAACACCGGCUGAUUUGUGUGUGCCUCGUCUCAAUGAAGGCGAUCAGGUUGUGCUCAUCAAUGGUAGAGAUAUUUCAGAGCACACGCAUGAUCAGGUUGUCAUGUUUAUCAAAGCCAGCUGUGAGAGCCAUCUAGGGGAACUUAUUCUGUUGGUGCGGCCCAAUGCUAUCUAUGAUGUCGUCGAGGAGAAAUUGGAGUCUGAGCCUGAUUUUCAGUAUAUCCCAGAGAAAUCUCCCACAAACCCAUCUCAGCUGGACCAGGAUGCUUGGAGAGACUCCAUGCUGCAGCUAAAGGAGGGUCUUCACAGUGGUACUAUAUUGGCCCAUUUUGAUCAAAUGUACCGGAAAAGGCCUGGGAUGACAAUGUCAUGUGCCAAAUUACCUCAGAAUAUUUCCAAAAACCGCUACCGAGACAUCUCACCCUAUGAUGCAACUCGAGUCAUCCUGCAAGGCACAGAUGACUAUAUCAAUGCAAAUUACAUCAAUAUGGAAAUCCCUGCCUCCAGUCUUAUAAACCGCUAUAUAGCCUGCCAGGGCCCACUGCCCAACACUUGCCCUGAUUUCUGGCAGAUGACGUGGGAGCAGGGCUCCUCUAUGGUGGUCAUGCUUACCACUCAGGUCGAGCGAGGACGUGUGAAGUGCCAUCAAUACUGGCCGAACCCCUCAGGUAGCGCUACAUAUGGAGGCUUUCAGGUUUCCUGCCAAAUGGAGGAGGGAAACUCAGCUUUCUUGGUUAGAGAUAUGAUUCUUACUCACAUAGAGAGUGGGGAGGACAGGGAGUUGACCCAGAUCCAGUACCUGGCUUGGCCUGAUCACGGUGUACCAGACGACUCAACGGAUUUCCUGGAUUUUGUGGCUCUCGUCCGAAGUAAACGAGCUGGAAAGGAUGAGCCUGUUGUGGUCCACUGCAGUGCUGGGAUAGGCCGGACAGGAGUUCUUAUCACCAUGGAGACGGCAAUGUGUCUGAUGGAGUGUGGUCAGCCUGUAUAUCCACUGGACAUCGUCAGAACCAUGAGGGAUCAAAGGGCCAUGAUGAUUCAGACACCUAGCCAGUUUAAGUUUGUCUGCGAGGCCAUCCUGAGGGUUUACGAGGAGGGCCCGGUGAGAUCGCUCAAGUCCAUGUUGUAUGAAUCAAACUGAUGUGAUGCCAGCUUUUCCCGAAAUCGAUGCUGACGUUCAGUGACUCGACCUUCUCCACGCGAUGAUAUCAUGGAUCGCUGGGGUCUUUUCUCGAGUCAGGAACACAGGACAUAAAGAAAGCACUGCUGCACUUUAGGCUGGCAAGAAAGACAAUAUGCCAAGCUUCAAUGAAAAAAACAAAACAAAAAAAAAAUCUAACAAAGGUGAAUUUGGUACUUGUUGGGACUUAAGUGUUCAGGGUUUUGCUAAAUAUAAAUAUAUGUUAAUAAUGAAUAUAGUUGAGACUUCUGGUGCCAAAUGUAAGUGUGUAAGGGCAGGCCCGUGAAUGAAUGAGUUUUUUUAUGUGGUCACCUCAAUUAUUUGGAAACAAAACGCAGAACAGAAAUGACACAAGACAAUUCACAUCCAGGCCUGUGCUGCAGAUGAUCAGUUUUACGUUUAUUAGUAUUUAUUGUUUUAAUCUUAAAUGUUGAGCUCUGCUUAUUGAACAAAACUAACUACUUACAAAUCAAGAUCUGCUUUUCCAUAAAACAAAUGAUGGUGGAUCAUUAUUAUUCUGUUUGCUUUGUUCUCUUUUUAUAGGCGAAUGAAAUUAACUUUUAUUUAUUGUGCUUUUUGUUUAUUUUAGCAAUCAUUCAGCUAAAAUAGCUGAAAGCAACACUUUGCAUUACAGUUGCUUUUCAAGUGCUCUGUGUCUGCAGUAUAUAGCAUUGAAUCAAGCCUGACACAGUCAGGAUGGACUAUAAUGCAAAAUAUUUAUCACCCGUUAUUCAUAAGUUUUGUCUGUAGUGCAGAUGUUUAAGGAAUAGUUCAUCAUUUACCCACUCUCAUGUGCUCAAAAACCUCUAUUACUCAAUGAAACACCAGUUUUAAAAAGAAUUGUAUUGUUUUAUUCCAUACAAUGUAUGCAUUUUGGACAAAAAUAACAAACACACAAAUUAUUCCUUAUGAUUCAUUGGGUAUUUUACAAUACAUUUGAGGAACAGCCUAAAAUGUAAAUGUUUAUUUGCUCACAUAGCUCUUAAAUCUCAUUUGUGCCUCUGUUUAUUCAUGCUUAUCAUCGCAGUCACUCCGUUUACAUUAGACUUCUGCAUUUGGCAUACGCUUUCAUCCAAAGUUGCUUUGCAGAGCAUUCAAGUUUAUCAGUAUCUGCAUUCCCUGGAAUCUAAACCAAUGAGCUUGCCUUUGCAUCGCUAUGUACUACUAGUUGAGCUAUAGUUAUAGGAAAGCAAUAAGCUACACGGCACUCUACAUGUUUGCAUAUUUACAUGCUCAAAUGAGAUUUGAGAGCUUAAGUAAGGAAAACUUAUUAACAAACUUUUUUUGUUUUUACACAGACCUGCUCAAGAGAGUUGGGAAUUUUCUCCCUUUUUAUGCUUACUCUCUUCCACGGGUUAAAUCUGGUGUCCUCUUGUGCAUAUGUGUAACAUCCCUUUAUCUAAGAUGCAAUUAACAAACUGCGUGCGUGUGUGUUACUGUAUGUUUCUGUCUGUAUGUGUGCAAUUGUUUGAAUGUCAGUCUAAUUCACAUUCAGGUUUGACCUAGGCCUGGCUCAAAACUUUAGAUAUAAUGUUUUCUUGUUUAUUGUGUUUAUUUAACUGAGCCCUACUUUUAUGAUAAGUAUUGUGUUUAGAAGCCGUCAGAUCCGACAUUGGCUUUGAAUCUGACAAAAUAGCAUUGGCCCCUAAGAUGCUUGCAGACAUGUAGAAUAUACAUUUUUGACAUUAUUAAAUUUGUGACCCAUUACAGAGUUUUUAACAGGAUAUGUUUAGUUGAAUGCGGAGUCAAAUUAGUCCAUGCCUAUACUCUUUGUAAGGUACUAUAUUUUUACAGGCAUUACUGUCAUUUCUUUGUAGUCAUACUUGCUGGAGAAACUAGGUUUUAGGACCAAAUUAUUCCCUCUUAUGUUUAUUACACAGCAGUAAAUUAAUAGAUUUUACUAAAAGAUAUUAUUCAAAAGCAAAACAGGAAAGCGGAGAAAUUUUGGAGAAACUAAAUGCCUCAUGCCUUGUGGGAAAGACACAGCACUUUUUCAAAAAAACAUACAAUUACAAAGUGGUGUUAACAUUUUAUUUGCUGCAAGUAACAGGAAGGUUGUUACACUUGUCAAUUUUUAUGAAAAUAUUAAAAAGUGUACAUACAAUAUAUUAAAAAGAAAAUCUUUAAAUAAAAUGUGUGCUGUUGAUUGUUAUUUUA